AUGUUCAUCAUCGCUAGCACCACCCUGGCUCCUUGUGAAACUGAGGCUGCGGUGUGCCAACGUGAACUCAGAUCUAAGCUGAAGAAGAAGUGUGAGUGUGUGUUUGAGAGGAUUGCUAAAGAAGGAAACCCAACACUUCUGAAUCAGAUCUACACAGAGCUGUACAUCACAGAGGGAGGGAGUGGAGAGCUCAAUGAGGAACAUGAGGUCAGAUGGAUUGAAACAGCAGCCAGGAAACCAGCCAGACCAGAAACAACAAUCACAUGUGAGGACAUCUUUAAACCUUUACCUGGAAGAGAUGGACCAAUCAGAACAGUGAUGACAAAGGGAGUGGCUGGCAUUGGGAAAACAGUCUUAACACAGAAGUUCACUCUGGACUGGGCUGAACACAAAGCCAACCAGCAUGUCCACUUCACAUUUCCAUUCACUUUCAGAGAGCUGAAUCUGCUGAGAGGGAAAAAGUUCAGCUUGGUGGAACUUGUUCAUCACUUCUUCACUGAGACCAAAGAAGCAGGAAUCAGCAGGUUUGAGCAGUUCCAGGUUGUGUUGAUCUUUGACGGUCUGGAUGAGUGUCGACUUCCUCUGGACUUCAACAACAACCAGAUCCUGACUGAUGUUACAGAGUCCACCUCAGUGGACGUUCUGCUGACAAACCUCAUCAAGGGGAACCUGCUUCCCUCUGCUCGCCUCUGGAUAACCACACGACCCGCAGCAGCCAAUCAGAUCCCUCCUGAGUGUGUUGGCAUGGUGACAGAGGUGAGAGGCUUCACUGACCCACAGAAGGAGGAAUACUUCAGGAAGAAAUUCAGAGAUGAGGAGCAGGCCAGCAGGAUCAUUUCCCACAUCAAGACGUCACGAAGCCUCCACAUCAUGUGCCACAUCCCAGUCUUCUGCUGGAUCACUGCUACAGUUCUGGAGGACGUGUUGAAGACCAGUGAGGGAGGAGACCUGCCCAAGACCCUCACUGAGAUGUACAUCCACUUCCUGCUGGUUCAGUCCAAAGUGCAGAACGUCAAUUAUCAUGGGAGAGCUGAGACAGAUCCACUCUGGACUCCAGAGACCAGGGAGAUGAUCCUGUCUCUGGGAAAACUGGCUUUUGAGCAGCUGGAGAAAGGCAACCUGAUCUUCUAUGAAGCAGACCUGGCAGAGUGUGGCAUUGAUAUCAGAGCAGCCUCAGUGUGCUCAGGAAUGUUCACACAGAUCUUUAAAGAGGAGCGUGGGCUGCACCAGGACAAGGUUUUCUGCUUCAUCCAUCUGAGCCUUCAGGAGUUUCUGGCUGCUCUUUAUGUCUUUCUGACAUUCAUCAACUCUGGAGUCAAUCUGCUUUUCCAACAAUCAGCUUCCUGCUGGUCUGUACUGUUCAACAAGAAAUCUAAACUAAAACACCUCCUUCAGUGUGCUGUGGACAAGGCCUUACAGAGUCCAAAUGGACACCUGGACUUGUUCCUGCGCUUCCUCCUGGGUCUUUCACUGCCGAGCAGUCAGACUCUCCUACAAUGCCUGAUGAAAAGGACAGGAAGUGGCUCACAGACCAAUCAGAAAAUAGUUGAGUUUAUCAAGGAGAAAAUCAGGGAGAAUCUCUCUCCAGAGAGAAGCAUCAACCUGUUCCACUGUCUGAAUGAGCUGAAUGACCAUUCUCUAGUGGAGGAGAUCCAACAGUACCUGAGAUCAGGACUUCUCUCCACAGACAAACUGUCCCCUGAUCAGUGGUCAGCUCUGGUCUUCAUCUUACUGUCAUCUCAAGAAGAUCUGGAGGUGUUUGACCUGAAGAAAUACUCUGCUUCAGAGGAGGCUCUUCUGAGGCUGCUGCCAGUGGUCAAAGCCUCCAGGAAAUCUGUACUGAGUGGCUGUAAUCUGUCAGAGAGAAGCUGUGCAGCUCUGGCCUCAGUUCUCAGCUCCCAGUCCUCUAGUCUGAGAGAGCUGGACCUGAGUGACAACCAGCUGCAGGAUUCAGGAGUGAAGCGUCUCUCUGCUGCACUGGAGAGUCCACAUUGCAGACUGGAGGCUCUCAGGCUGUCAGGCUGUCUGCUCACACAGGAAGGCUGUGCUUCUCUGGCCUCAGCUCUGAGCUCCAACCCCUCCCAUCUGAGAGAGCUGGACCUGAAUCUUGAGGUGUUUGACCUGAAGAAAUACUCUGCUUCAGAGGAGGCUCUUCUGAGGCUGCUGCCAGUGGUCAAAGCCUCCAGGAAAUCUGUGCUGAGUGGCUGUAAUCUGUCAGAGAGAAGCUGUGCAGCUCUGGCCUCAGUUCUCAGCUCCCAGUCCUCUAGUCUGAGAGAGCUGGACCUGAGUAACAACCAGCUGCAAGAUUCAGGAGUGAAGCGUCUCUCUGCUGGACUGGAGAGUCCACACUGCAGACUGGAGGCUCUCAGGCUGAUUGGCUGUAAUCUGUCAAAGAGAAGCUGUGCAGCUCUGGCCUCAGUUCUCAGCUCCCAGUCCUCUAGUCUGAGAGAGCUGGACCUGAGUAACAACCAGCUGCAGGAUUCAGGAGUGAAGCUGCUCUCUGCUGGACUGGAGAGUCCACACUGCAGACUGGAGGCUCUCAGGCUGUCAGGCUGUCUGCUCACACAGGAAGGCUGUGCUUCUCUGGCCUCAGCUCUGAGCUCCAACCCCUCCCAUCUGAGAGAGCUGGACCUGAGCUACAAUCAUCCAGGAGACUCAGGAGUGAAGCUGCUCUCUGCUGGACUGGAGGAUCCAACCUGGAGACUGGAGGCUCUCAGGGUGGACCAUGGUGGAGAGCAGUGGUUGAAACCAGGCCUGAGGAAGUAUUCCUGUGAACUCAAACUGGACACAAACACAGCAAACAGACACCUCGUCCUGUCUGAGGACAACAGGAAGGUGACAGCAGUGAAACAGCAGCAGCCAUAUCCUGAUCACCCAGAGAGGUUUGAGCACUGGAAACAGAUCCUGUGUAGAGAUGGUCUGACUGGUCGCUGCUACUGGGAGGUCGAGUGGAGAGGAGAUGUUGAGAUUGCAAUGACUUACAGAGGAAUCAGCAGAAGAGGAGACCGUUUUGAGUCUGGGCUUGGAGGGAAUGAAAACUCCUGGAGUCUGAUCUGCUCUGAUGGAAGAUUCAUUGCCAGACACAUUGACAGAACAACAACCAUCCCUGCCCCCUCCUCUAAGAGAGUGGCAGUGUAUCUGGACUGGCCUGCUGGCUCUCUGUCCUUCUACAGCGUCUCCUCUGACACACUGAUCCACCUCCACACCUUCAGCAGCACCUUCACUCAGCCUCUGUACCUGGGCUUUGGGGUUUGGUUUGGUUCCUCAGUGUCUCUGUGUCAGAUCUGAGGAGUAAGAGUCGUGUCUUCACUCUGCUGAUCAGAGACAGCUGCUGACAUGACAGUUCACUGCAAAGACAUUUUUAUAAACUUGUUGAA
This is a messenger RNA of Myripristis murdjan (pinecone soldierfish), 3377 nucleotides long. Its product is annotated as NACHT, LRR and PYD domains-containing protein 3-like. Lineage: Eukaryota; Metazoa; Chordata; Actinopteri; Holocentriformes; Holocentridae. The coding region runs from base 1 to 3288 and encodes 1095 amino acids. The transcript is spliced from 10 exons. Gene Ontology annotation, molecular function: protein binding. The record is from RefSeq and is a predicted model, not a curated record.